AUAAUCUUAAUGCAUCUCAACAUAUAUUCCUAAGACAGCCGUAAUAAAACUAAGGUUGCUAAUAUGAGAGUUUGUGGGUUGUUUUUUCUCUGUCUUUAUGUUGUUUUAGCGGGUACUGUUCUUGCCAGAAAUUUGGAUGAUGAAGAGAAAUUUCUGUUCGGGAAGGGAGGAUGGCUUGGUCAUGGUUUUGGCCACAAUGGUGGUUUAUUCCCUCCUGGUGGAUUUGGCCCGGGUGGUGGUUUGUUCCCUCCUGGUGGAUUUGGCCCAGGUGGCGGUCCUGGCAGCCCGGGUGGUGGUUUGUUCCCUCCUGGCGGAUUUGGCCCGCGUGGUGGCUUGUUUCCUCCUGGCGGAUUUGGCCCAGGUGGUGGUUUGUUCCCUCCUGGUGGAUUUGGCCCAGGUGGCGGUCCUGGCCGCCCGGGUGGUGGUUUGUUCCCUCCUGGCGGAUUUGGCCCGCAUGGUGGCUUGUUUCCUCCUGGCGGAUUUGACCCAGGUGGUGGUUUGUUUCCUGGUGGACCUCCCUGAUUCGCUUGUGACAGGGAUUUAAAACAUCAAGAGUGGGCUUUGCACAAUCAGUAUAUAUAUGGCACUACUUUGUACUAAUAUAUUACACAAUAAUUUCGAACCGUUCACUACAAAUACUUGUACCUGUGUGAAUUCUACUUCAUAAUAAAUAAUUUCUUUA
Messenger RNA from Olea europaea var. sylvestris, 682 nucleotides. Its product is annotated as glycine-rich protein 23-like. The record is from RefSeq and is a predicted model, not a curated record. Bases 64 to 522 code for a protein of 152 amino acids. NCBI's taxonomy places the organism in Eukaryota, Viridiplantae, Streptophyta, Magnoliopsida, Lamiales, Oleaceae. The transcript has 2 exons.